UCGAUCUUCAAUUGAAACGUCCCUCUCUCAGACUUUCUUUCUCUAAAGUCCCCCUGCCUUUCGGCAAUUUACUCUUCUGGAGACUCUUCACUAUUCCUUCUUUUCUUCUUUUUCUAUAAUCCUCUAUUACUCCUCCCCGGCCCCCGCCGCCACAUACUCUCUAAACAUGUCGUUCUGGAGAGAAACUUUCCUUAAUUUGCGUCAUGCCGUCCCGAAGACUGUCCCCGGAGAUCGCGCAUGUCGCGCCCAAUCGAAACGCUUUCUUACUUAUUCCUCACGGAGCCCUCGAGUGACUGCCCCCAACCAGUACACAUUGCACGCUAAGAGACCCGGGUUUACUGUGAGUCAACGGCGGUCAUGGAACGAAUUGAACCCAGAAUGCCGAAGCUUUUCUGUCACCGCGGGUGUCCAGCAUGGCCACAUCACACCACCGAAGCCUGGAGAGGAGUAAGUCAUGGCCUAGCUAUGAUGCUAUCUCGUGGAGCAUGCGCUGAUGUGACUCGUUGCAGGCUCAACAUCUCUUUCAUUGACAAGGAUGGUGAGAAGUACGACUUCCAGGUAUCCGAGGGAGACAAUUUGUUGGAUAUUGCGCAGGCCAAUGACCUAGAGAUGGAAGGAGCUUGCGGCGGUUCAUGCGCCUGCUCAACAUGCCAUGUCAUCGUGGAGGACCCCGACGUGUUCGACAAGAUGGAAGAACCAUCUGACGACGAGAACGAUAUGCUGGAUUUGGCAUUCGGACUAACAGAGACCUCUCGGCUGGGAUGUCAGGUUAUCAUGAGCAAGGAGCUUGACGGACUAGUUGUCCGUCUGCCCUCUAUGACCAGGAACUUGCAGGCGAGUGACUUUGAGCCAAAGAAAUGAAGCCCGCAGGGACAAUGUGCCGUGUUGUGAUGGUAUCUGUUUGGAGGAUUCAUACCGCGUUCAAGCAAUACAGUGAAUCAGCAUUUUAGGACGAAUUAGCAAAACGCCGGAGGCCACUUGUUGUGACUGUAUAUUGUACUAUUGGGUAUUCUCAUCU
Molecule: messenger RNA, 1018 nt
Organism: Aspergillus pseudotamarii
Lineage: Eukaryota; Fungi; Ascomycota; Eurotiomycetes; Eurotiales; Aspergillaceae
Product: ferredoxin family 2Fe-2S iron-sulfur cluster binding protein
Exons: 2
Coding region: 358-861 (167 amino acids)
Biological process (GO): positive regulation of oxidoreductase activity; P450-containing electron transport chain
Cellular component (GO): mitochondrion
Molecular function (GO): 2 iron, 2 sulfur cluster binding
Source: RefSeq, a predicted model, not a curated record